GCAGAGCUGGAUCAAAGUCUAACUUCUUCUGGAAGCAGCCAGAUCACAAAAAAGAAUGGGUUUUCUGUGGAUCAGCUCUUUCUUCUGAGGAAAAGUUUCUUUUGGUUGAGUUUGCAAACAUGAUUGGUGCAAGUGUGACAAAGUUUUGGAGUCCAGAUGUCACACAUGUCAUUGCAGCUACAGAUGCAAAUGGUGCAUGCACUAGAACCCUUAAAGUUCUCAUGGCUGUUUCAAAUGGGAAGUGGGUUCUUAAAACAGAUUUUGUUUGUCUCUUGCAGGAACCAAAGCUCUUUCAUGGCUUUGACUUUUAUUUUGUGGGUGACUUUGUAUCUGCUUACAAGCAAGAUCUUAUAAAUUUGGUAGUUGCAGCAGGAGGUACAGUUUCGACUGUUAUUGAGGAACUACUAGGAUGUAAUACUCAUGACCAGGCGGCAGCUCUAUCAAGUAGAGUUGUGGUGUAUAACCUUGAUCCCCCAGAGGGAUCUGAAUUAGGAGAAGAAGUUUCGAUUAUGUGGCAGAGAAUUAACGAAGCGCAGGAGUUGGCUACUAAAAUUGGAGGACAAGUAAUUGGUCACACAUGGCUUUUGGAAUCAAUUGCAGCGUAUAAAUUGAAACCUUUAGGACCAAGCCUUGUCUGCAGCUAAUAGGUUUAUGCUUGUCUAACUUGAAAACCCUGUCACAUCUUUGCUAAUUGAUUACAUAUGUCUACAUAUAUCCGUAGUUUAGAUUAGAAUAUUGUAUGAAUCCUUUGAAAUGGAUAAUGAAGUGAAAAUUUUUUG
Molecule: messenger RNA, 779 nt
Organism: Rubroshorea leprosula
Lineage: Eukaryota; Viridiplantae; Streptophyta; Magnoliopsida; Malvales; Dipterocarpaceae
Source: the annotation of a GenBank genome assembly